Messenger RNA from Epinephelus moara (kelp grouper), 2648 nucleotides. Its product is annotated as inhibin beta A chain-like. The record is from RefSeq and is a predicted model, not a curated record. Gene Ontology annotation, molecular function: cytokine activity; hormone activity; growth factor activity. NCBI's taxonomy places the organism in Eukaryota, Metazoa, Chordata, Actinopteri, Perciformes, Serranidae. Gene Ontology annotation, cellular component: extracellular region. Gene Ontology annotation, biological process: SMAD protein signal transduction; BMP signaling pathway. Bases 655 to 1863 code for a protein of 402 amino acids. The transcript has 2 exons.
UGACCCUGCGCACAGUGUUCAUUCAGCUCAGACCAACGAACCAUCAGGACCAGGACCAGGCCUCGUUCAAAGACCCAAAGUCUGCUGAACUCGACAUCACAGAGACUCUGAUGACUCUAAUGCUGGACUCCACUGAGUCUGUGAGCUCUGAAGGAUCUUGAACUAUUCAGAACUCUUCUGGACUCUACUGACUCUACUGGACUCUUCUGGACUCUACUGACUUUACUGACUCUACUGACUGUUCUGGACUCUACUGACUCUACUGAUUCUACUGUCUUUACUAACUCUACUGGACUCUACUGACUCUACUGGACUCUACUGACUCUACUGGACUCUGCUGUCUCUACUGACUCAACUGGACUCUACUGUCUCUACUGACUCUACUGAUUCUACUGUACUGACUCUACUGGACUCUGCUGUCUCUACUGACUCUACUGGACUCUACUGACUACUGUCUCUACUGACUCUACUGUCUCUACUGACUCUACUGGACUCUACUGACUCUACUGGACUCUACUGAUUCUACUGUCUCUACUGACUCUACUGGACUCUACUGACUACUGAUUCUACUGUCUCUACUGACUCUACUGGACUCUACUGAUUCUACUGACUCUACUGUCUCUAUUGACUCUACUGUUGGUGUCAGAGCUCAUUAUGUGCUUGCUGUUUUCUGCCUUCUUAUUUGUGGCCGUCGGGUAUUUCAUCGACGCCUCUCCGACGGUCCCUCCAACUCUGGAGGACAAUGUGGUGUCUCGGCUCCAGGAGGGGGCACCACCCCUGGACUGUCCAUCUUGCUCACUGCUUCAGAUCAGGAGGAACUCUACUUCGUCAGGAGGACAGAGCGACAUGGUGGAGGCGGUGAAGCGUCACAUUCUCAAUAUGCUGCACCUGAGCACUCGGCCCAACCUCACACAGCCAGUUCCUCGCGCUGCGUUGCUCAAUGCCAUCAAAAAGCUGCACGUAGCCCGUGUGGCUGAAGACGGCAGCGUAGAGAUCCAGGAAGAGGGCCGGGGCCCUGGAGCCUAUACACCACCUGAACCACCGUCUGAAAUCAUCACCUUCGCAGAGCCAGGAGAUUCUCUGGACACGGUGACCUUUGACAUUUCGAAGGAGGGCAGCAGCUCGUCGGUGGUGGAGCAGGCGAACGUCUGGAUCUUCCUGAAGAUGUUGAAGGGAAACCGAGUUAAAGGCAAAGUGACGCUGCGGCUGCUGCAGCUUCAUCGUGAGAAUGAUGAUGAUGAGGAGGAGUGUGUUUCAGAAAAGAUGGUGGAUACUCGUCGCAGCGGCUGGCACACCCUAGUUGUCUCCCGCAGCAUUCAGACUCUGCUGGAUGGCGGUGGUAGCUCGCUCCAUCUGCGGGUCUCCUGCCCACUAUGCGCCGAGGCUGGAGUCUCGCCCAUCCUGGUGCCAGCUGUCGAUAAGCAUGCCAGUGGGCAGGACCAGUCUCACCGCCCAUUCCUCAUGGUGGCGCUGCGAGCUGGAGAGGAGGCGACUCAGCGACGAGUCAAACGAGGCUUGGAGUGCGACGGGAAAAUACGUGUCUGCUGCAAACGACAGUUUUACGUGAACUUCAAAGAUAUUGGCUGGAACGACUGGAUUAUUGCUCCGUCCGGUUACCAUGCCAACUACUGUGAGGGUGACUGUCCAAACCACAUGGCGAGCUUCAGCGGGUCAUCCCUGUCCUUCCAUUCCACGGUCAUCAAUCAUUAUCGUAUGAGGGGCUACAGCCCGUUUCAAAACAUCAAGUCGUGCUGCGUGCCAACCCGGCUGCGCGCUAUGUCGAUGCUGUACUACAAUGAAGAGCAGAAGAUCAUCAAGAAAGACAUCCAGAACAUGAUUGUGGAGGAGUGUGGCUGCUCGUAAGGACUCAUAAAGACACCAGAAACGCUUCCUGCUUCCUGCAGAAAAAUACCAGUUCAGCACUUUUAAAGAUCAAAUAUUUAUGUUUAGUGACGAAGCGUGUUUCUUAUCGGGAGAGACUCUUUUCCACAUUGGAACCACCCGAGAAUAUUCUAUGCAACAACUCCUGCAACUUUCUACGUCGACAGCUCUGUCUGUCCGUUUAUCUGUCUGUCUGUCUGUCUGUCUGUUCAUCUGUCUGUCUGUUUCUGUUGUUGAGGUUCAACCUGUGUAAAAAUCACUGACGUUGUUCAGUUACUUGAAAGAAAUGUAGUCAAACAUCAUCUUCAUCAUCAUCUUCAUCAUCAUCAUCACCAUCAUCAUCAUCUUUAUCAUCAUUAUCAUAUAUUAUAAUUAGUUGAAUGUUGAUGUUUCCUGGCAGAGACUUAGACUUAGAAAGCCAAAGACAGUCGACACAGGAGAUCGAAGUUCGUUCACUGAGGUACAAACAAGCAACGAGUAAAUGUACAGGACACGUGACAAUGUGUCAGUUAACGAGCUGCGAGUGAAUUCAUGAAACCUGUCUGUUAACAAGCUGUGAGUGAAUUCAUGAAACCUGUCUGUUAACGAGCUGUGAGUAUUUUGUUAAAUUAACUGUUGAAACAAAACCACUGAAUAUUUGUCAGCAGUUUUUGCUUCUUUGUAUAAAAAGUAUGUUUUUGCCAACUUUCUAUAAUUUAUUUGCAUUCUGCCUUCUUUUAGCUUCAUCAUUAAACAGUGAUGUUUGUCAACAUGACAACAUAUCAUCA